Molecule: messenger RNA, 2059 nt
Organism: Bufo bufo (common toad)
Lineage: Eukaryota; Metazoa; Chordata; Amphibia; Anura; Bufonidae
Gene: MTPAP
Product: mitochondrial poly(A) polymerase
Exons: 9
Coding region: 29-1684 (551 amino acids)
Cellular component (GO): mitochondrion
Molecular function (GO): poly(A) RNA polymerase activity
Source: RefSeq, a predicted model, not a curated record
UGCGCGGAAGCCAGUGCCCGGUAGUGUCAUGGUGAACUGCAUCAGGUUGAAUUCUGUGCUUAGGGCUACCUGCCGGGCCCUGAGCACCACGGCGGGGAAGAAGCAGCGGCCUCUGGCGGCGGAGACUGCAGAUCAGCAUCAUGUCACGAGAAACAACUUCUCGGAUGUGCAGAGCGUGCGGCACGAACAGGCCAGGCAUUCGGUGCUGAUCGGCUGCCCGGCCAGAAUCAACGAGAACAAGUUUCUGAAGUAUCUGUCCCAGUACGGAGAGGUGGCCAGUCACUUCUUCUUUGACAGUAAUUGCACUCAUGCCGUUGUGGAGUUUGUGGAUCUGCAAAGCGUAGAAUCGCUCCUGUCUGGAACGAAAAUACCAAACGAUGAGGAUUUAUUUGUAGUACCAUAUAAAUCGAGAUUUAUCCGAGUCAAGACUACAGAAGUGGGGCAGCAAUUCCCCAAAUGCUGGCCACAGUCCUCUAUCCCCAUGAACAAUUUAUUUCAGAAAUUAUGUGCCGCCGAGAACAUAGAAGACCAGGCACAGAUGCUCCUAGAUGAGCUCCAGCUAACAGAGGAAAGCAUCAGGAUCCGCUACUUGGUCAGCUCUUUGAUAAGUGACAUUGCCACCGCCUACUUCCCAGAAGCGACUGUACAUCUCUACGGGUCCAGUGUCAAUUCUUUUGGCAAAAUGGGCUGUGAUUUGGACUUGUUCUUAAAUCUGGAGGAUAUAAAAGGAUAUAAAACUGGAAAGACUCCGAGCUCUUACUCUGCAGAGUUUUGGAUGAGACGGGUUUCCUCGGGGAGAACGGCACAACAGAAGAUCUUGUCCGUCAUCGGUGAAUGUAUAGACAGUUUUGGUCCUGGAUGUAAUGAAGUACAAAAAAUUCUAAACGCACGCUGUCCUCUAGUACGGUUUAGCCACCAGUCCUCAGGACUCCAGUGUGACCUUACGGCUGACAAUAAAAUUGCACUCAGGAGCUCUGAGCUUUUGUACAUAUACGGUAACCUGGACCACAGAGUGCGAGCUCUGGUGUUUGCGUUGAGAUGCUGGGCUCGUGUCCAUGGGAUCACUAGCUGCAUUCCUGGACAGUGGAUCACAAAUUUCUCCCUCACCAUGAUGGUCUUAUUCUUCUUACAGAAGAGAAACCCUCCUGUUAUUCCAACACUUGAUCACCUGAAAAGUCUUGCAGGUAAAAAAGAAAAAAUGAUCAUUGAUGGCAACGACUGCACAUUUGUGGGAGAUAUUAACAAAAUUAAACAAUCUGCAAGCACAGAGUCACUUGAUACACUUCUUGUUGAAUUCUUGGAAUUUUAUGGAAAGUUUGACUUCAGAACCAACUGCAUAGAUAUUCGUAAGGGCAUAGAAAAGAACAAACCAGAAGCCGCUGCUCUGUACAUUCAGAAUCCAUUCGAACAGACUCUGAACAUAAGUAAAAAUGUCAACCAGUCUCAGCUACAAAAGUUUGUGAACAUCGCUCAGGAGAGCGCCUUUAUCUUACAAGACCAGGCAAGAAGGUCUUCAAAGAAUGAAAAACCCUGGGGCUUGGCUUCAAUAUUACAAACUACAAGCGCUGACAAAGGAGCCACCACUAAGAGGAAGAAGAAGGUGUCCGCCAGUGAAAGGAUCGGUAGUCUCUUGGACUCUUUAACGGACAGUGGUAAUACAGGAAAAACAGAAGCAGAGCAUUGAGCGUGGUUUUUGGGUGCAUUGGAGAAUGCCAAGCUCUGGACCAGAACUUAUACCAGACUGCAGGGUCCGGUCACUGAAUGACCACUUGGAGUAAUGUCCAUUUUAUAGCCAUCAAGUGCUCUUUGACUGUUUUAGUUAUUUAAAAUCAAUUUUUUUUAUGUGAAUCUGAGGUGUAAAAUACAGGCGUCUCCAGUCUAUGCUAUGUGUAUAAUGGGAAGCCCGUGGACGGUGAUUUAUACAAGAGCACUGAUAUAGAAGACCAUUGGCCCUGCCAUGAACUUGGUACAAAGUGUAAGAUACUGUAGAGUGUAUGAGAGUAUGUAACUAACAGGGAGUAUUCAAAGGUUGACCGUUUAUUAAAAUGAUUAUUCCUUA